Seriola dumerili (greater amberjack) is the source of this 3914-nucleotide messenger RNA. It is a transcript of the gene ecm2, whose product is annotated as extracellular matrix protein 2. Bases 81 to 2402 code for a protein of 773 amino acids. Gene Ontology annotation, cellular component: extracellular matrix. The record is from RefSeq and is a predicted model, not a curated record. The transcript has 12 exons. Lineage: Eukaryota; Metazoa; Chordata; Actinopteri; Carangiformes; Carangidae. Gene Ontology annotation, biological process: extracellular matrix organization; positive regulation of cell-substrate adhesion. Gene Ontology annotation, molecular function: collagen V binding; heparin binding; protein binding.
GCUCCUGCAGAACCAGAGGGGGAGAAAACGGGGUGGAAGAAUUUGGCCUCAAGUCCUGCAGCCGCCUUCAAACUGCUGGGAUGAGGUGGUGGCUGGUGGUGGCCAAUCUGUGGCUGCUGGUGGUCCUGACCAUCCCAGACACCCAGGCCAGGAACAGACCUUACAACCAGGAUGGUGAGACACGCCGGGGGAAGAGGAUGAGAGACGGACCGGGUCCCGGGCGAGCCAGAGCGGGGCGCUCUAGACCUCUGAAGAUCAGACUGGUCCCUGGUCCCAAUGUCCCAGUCGAGCCCAGCGGAAAACAAGGAAACACUGUGUUCCUGGAGUCCUACAAGAACCUUCAAGACCAGCACUCCAGCUACAACAUCAUCCCAGGUAAGCAGGGCCAGUGUGUGUACCAGGGUCUGACCAUGUUCGAUCAGGCCGUCUGGUCUCCAAAGCCCUGUGUGACUUGUCUGUGUACCGGAGGGCGGGUGGUUUGUGACGAGAUCACCUGUCCCACAAUGCAGUGCCACUUCCCCUUCACCCCUGCUGGGGAGUGCUGCCCCGUCUGCAUGGAGCCAGAGCCUGACCUCAGCCUUGACCUUUCUGGUGACUCCCCAGUUCGCAGUGACCCCAGCGACCCUGUGACCCCGCUGACCCAGGAGGAGAUCCAGCGAAUCCUCUGGCGAGAGGAAGAGGAGCACCGCGAGGAGGAGGAGCGCCUGAGGAAGAAGGAUGAGACGAGGAAGAAGAGGAGGAAGCAGAGGAAGGAGCAGGCGGAGAGACAGAGAAAGAUAGUGGAGGAGAGGAGGAGGGAAGAGGAGGAGGCCCUGAGGCUGCAGGUGGAGAAGGAGGAGGAGGAGUGGAGGAGGCAGAUGGAAGAGAGGAGGAGGCAGGAGGAGGAAGACAGGAGGCGGAAGGAAGCGGCAGAGAGAGAAGCAAGGGAGAAGGAAAGGAGGCUAGAGGAGGAAAGAAGGAGGCAGGAGGAGAUACUGAGGGAGAAACUACUGGCUCUGGUGGAGGAGGAGGAGGAGGAGGAGGAGCGGCAGGGGGAGGCAGAGGAGGAAGAGGAGGUGUGGCUGAGAGGAGACGUGUUUCAGAUGCUCCCAAAAGAACCUGAGGAACCUGAGGAGCCAGACCUCCUCCCCGCUCCAAUCCCAAGACCUCCUGCUGCAACGGAGGACGAGCUGAAGGAAGUGGAGGCAGAGGAGUUCGAGGAGGAAGGGGAGGAGAGGGAGGUGGUGGUGGUAAUGAACAGAGGAGGCCUCCCUCCAGGGUGCGACAUCUCUGAUGUCACUGUGACAUGUGAGAAUGCCAAACUCAUCCACUUCCCUCCUCUGUCCAUCCCGGAGCUCAAAUCUCUCAGUCUGGAGGGCAACAACAUCAGCAGCAUCCCAGCAGAAGCCUUCAAUGGCAUUCCCAACCUGGAGUGGAUCAACCUGAAGAAAAACAAACUCACCUCCGCCGGCAUUGAUGCUAAAGCCUUCAAAGGUCUGAAGAUGCUGAGACGUCUGUACUUGGACGGGAACCUUCUAGACGCCGUGCCCUCUGACCUCCCGCCCACCCUGCAGGAGCUAAAGAUCAACGAGAACAAACUGAGAGGUAUCGACGAAAACAGCUUCCAAGAUCUGAGCAGCCUGGUGAUUCUGGAGCUGGAAGGAAAUCUGCUGAGUGAGGGGAAUGUAGCUCCUCUGGCCUUCGCUCCCCUCAUCCAGCUCUCCUACCUCAGACUGGGCAGAAACCACUUCCGCACCAUACCACAGGGCCUUCCGACUACACUGCUGGAGCUGUACUUGGAGAACAAUCUGAUUGAGGAAAUCUCAGAGACAGUUUUCAAUCAGACCAGAAGUCUGAACGUGGUUUCUCUGAGACACAACAGGCUGGAUGAGACCAGGAUCGCACCGAUGGCCUGGAUCAACCACAGAAAUCUGGAGUCGAUCGACCUUUCACAUAAUGACCUUUACCUGGUUCCGUCCUACCUGCCCAGAUCUCUGGUCCAUCUAGUGCUGGUGGGAAACAAGAUCGAGAGGAUACCUGGUUACGUCUUUGCCCACAUGGACCCUGGUUUAGAGUACCUCUACCUCUCCUACAACAAACUAGACGGAGAGGGAACUGAGCCUGAGUCGUUCUUCGGCUCUUAUCACUCCAUGGUGGAACUGUGUCUGGAUCACAACCAGCUGGUCUCUGUGCCAUCUGGCAUCAAUGAGAUGACCAACUUACACUUUCUCAGACUCAACAAUAACAGGAUCAGGAGUAUCCCUGAUGAAGGCAUCUGUGACCCGAACCACAAUGGAGACUCCACUCUGGUGGCACUGAGGCUGGAAAACAACAACAUCGACCCCCAGAAGAUCUCACCAACGGCUUUCUCCUGUGUACGCUCCUCCUCAAGUGUGGUCUUAAAACCCCAGAAAACCAAAUGACCGCACAAAACCAAAAACUAAAAGACACUUGUUUGUAUCCCCAGAAAAACAGGACUUAUAUUUUGUUUUUAAAUGUGCCAAGAGAAGUCAAACCCUCUCACUAGCUUCCCCUGAUGCUGUAUAUUACUGAAGUAACACGGAAAGUAAGAAAUUACUCUCACAUUAUAGUCUGACAUACAGCCUGAACAUGGAAAACAUGCAUUUUAACAGUCACUGCUGACGCAAUUUUCUUUAAGGCAAUACAUUGUCCUGUCAUAUCAUAUCCUUGGACUGAAUCCUUACAAGCUGCACAAAAGUAAGAUUUUAUUUUCCUCUAACACGCUGUUUAAGGUCUGGUAAGUUGUUUUGCACCGUCACCUGGCCCACCUUAAACGACUGAAGGUGACAGAACAUGUUCAGACUUCAAAAUCAAAGACAUCUGUCUCCUUUGGUAAAUGUUAAACUCUCUAAAAUGGAAAGAAUUCCUACGCCAUACACAGUAAAAUGAAAAUGCUAAUAAAGAAAUGGAAAGAAUUCUAUGAAGUGAGACCACAAGCCCAACACAUUAUUUUUAACAACCUCAGCACCUUCAUGUUCCAUUUCUCAGCUCAGUUUCUUCCAGUGCCUUCUUUCAUAAAAGCUCUGACAUGGAAAGGAGUGUCGGUAGUGAAAUAACAUGUGAUACAUCCUUCAUGCUCUUUUGUGUUAAAGAUUAAGAGCCGGUUAAAGGAUUAAGUGAAGGUGAGCACUGUUGGAGAGCUGAUCCCUGAUGGAUAAAGAGAUAGAAGAUGUAAUAACAUGUCUGCUUCUUGCCUGCAUCCUUUACCUUUCUGAUUACAUUUAUGCCUGACGUGAGAACUUAAUGGGAGUCUCACCAUCUGCCACAGAUUUUGUUUUAUAGUUCAGUGUCAGAUUUCACAUCUUGAUGGCAAACCUACAAUACUAGAUGUAUGCAUUGUGUGCGGUAAAGCCAUAUUGUGCUCUGAUUAUACUCCCCACAGUAAUUAUUUCACUUCACGACGGUCAGCCACUUUCUUAAUAACUGGAGCAACAUCAAGGUAACUUCUAUUUCGCCUCGUCUCUUUACUAAAUAAGAGACUAUUUCGUGCAAUUGCCGUGUUCAUGUGGUCUCAUUCACUGUUGAGCAGGGUUCGCAGUGAGGUUUGCUUGCGAGUUUCUUGGGGAUGAGUAUAUUCAUGUGGAAUAUGUGGUCUAAAGAAACACAAUUAUUGGGAGAACACUCAAACAAAAGCCUUUGACCGACUGCUCUCUCCAAGAACUCAGAAAAGAGUUGAGAUGUGGGAGGAACCACUGGUUCCAGAGGUCCUUUUCCCCACUGUAAAUUUCCACUUCAAAGUUUUCUCUUAAUGAUCUCAUCAGUGUUCUUCAGCAAACAAACACAACAGUCUCCUGGAUAAUUCAACCAUACAAUAGGUCUAUGUUUAUGCUUCAACUAUCAACCUGUGUAACUGAACUGCAAUGUAUUAAUAAGUAAACAACAGCUUUGACAGUGAAUAAAAGAAGGCUUCUGCA